GCAAACAGGCAGAGACCAAUAAAUGUCAUAGUGGCUCCUCCCGAGUGAACGUCAUCUGGCUCUUGCUGUUGAUCCCCAUGCGGAACCGAGUGGUCACUUUUAGAAAUAAUUGACAAACAGACUUCCGUGUGAGAGACAGAGCUGCUGCUUCCGUGUACUGUUACGUUUCUCUCUUGGCGGAGGGUCCACCGAGCUCAAGCUGUCACUCCUUGCUACGAUGCGUGCGAUUCCCGACGAGUUAACAACGCUGAUUUCAGAUUUGGAACAGUUCCUCUGUGAUGGACUAAAAGCAGAAAAUUUAAGCAAGAAGGCAAAAGAGAGGAGGGAAACCUUUAUCAAACGGAUCAAGGAGGUCAAACUAAGUUUCCCCCAAGAUUUCAAAGACAGAGUAGGUGGAGAUGAUUCAGAUGAGGAUGAGGAAGUUGACAGCAACAACGAUGGAGGCUCUAUGCAGUCAGAGCGGACAGACAAGGACGAAGAAGCGUUGGAAGGUGUGCAGCAGGCCCCGCCCGUUGCAGCCCAGGACUUGACAUCUGUCUUCAAAGCAGGAUAUCUGGAGAAGCGCAGGAAGGAUCACAGCUUUUUUGGCACCGAAUGGCAGAAGAGAUGGUGUGCUCUGAGCCAUCACACCUUCUACUAUUAUGGCAGUGAGAAAGACAAGCAGCAGAAAGGCGAGUUCGGCAUCGAUGGCUACACUGUCAAAAUGAACAACACCUUACGGAAAGACUCAAAGAAGGACUGCUGCUUUGAAGUUUCUGCUCCAGACAGACGAGUCUAUCAGUUUUGUGCAUCAUCGACGAAGGAGGCAGAGGAAUGGGUGAAACAAAUAGACUUUGUGUUGAAAGAUAUGUCGGGCAUUAUUCCCGAAGAAGAAGAUGACGAACAGUUCAUGUAUGAUGACGUUGGAACUUCUUCUGCUUUUGCCCCGGGUGACGAAAUCUACGAAGAGCUGCCAGAUGACGAGAUGCCUUCUCCAGCCAAGCCUCCACCAAAAGUUGAACCGUCAUCCAAGCCUCCUCUUCAUCCUCCUCCUGUUGCUGCCAAUUCUACUGCACCUGGAGCUGACAAGAACACAGACUAUGCAAACUUUUACCAAGGCUUAUGGGACUGCACCGGGGACCACCCAGAUGAGCUGUCUUUCAAACGUGGAGAGGCCAUCUACAUCCUGAGCAAGGAGUACAACAAUUUCGGCUGGUGGGUCGGAGAGAAGAACGGAGCAAUCGGCAUCGUUCCUAGAGACUACUUGUUGGAGCUGUACGUUAUGUAAACGCUCUAUGCUGCUGAGACUUCUGCUUAAUCCACUUACCUGCUGUUUCAUAUAUCGAAUGGUGGGGCGGGGGGCUGGGAGGGUUCCGAGAUAAAUCCAGCGUUUCAAUAUUAGCAAGGCUGAUGGUUAUAAAAAAAUGGCGAUUUUACUGAAAGUGUAUUUCCAGCACUUUUCUGCACUCUUGUAUUUAUUUUCUGUUGAAAUUAUUUGUGAUACCAUUCUAGAGUUGCUUUUGUCAAAGAUAAUAAAAAUUCAAACACUCA
Gambusia affinis (western mosquitofish) is the source of this 1530-nucleotide messenger RNA. RefSeq names its product src kinase associated phosphoprotein 2 (gene skap2). Gene Ontology annotation, cellular component: cytoplasm; plasma membrane. The record is from RefSeq and is a predicted model, not a curated record. NCBI's taxonomy places the organism in Eukaryota, Metazoa, Chordata, Actinopteri, Cyprinodontiformes, Poeciliidae. Bases 218 to 1267 code for a protein of 349 amino acids. The transcript is spliced from 12 exons. Gene Ontology annotation, molecular function: protein binding.